Molecule: messenger RNA, 1759 nt
Organism: Sturnus vulgaris (Common starling)
Lineage: Eukaryota; Metazoa; Chordata; Aves; Passeriformes; Sturnidae
Gene: RHBDL3
Product: rhomboid like 3
Cellular component (GO): membrane
Molecular function (GO): serine-type endopeptidase activity; calcium ion binding
Source: RefSeq, a predicted model, not a curated record
AUGGGAGACAGGCUGCCGGAGCCUCACGCCAGCUCUUCCCCUGCUGUCGCUGCCAGCUCGGAGGCGGAAGAAAUCGAGGUGCUGGACUCCGAGGAUGUCCUACCUAUGGCUGCAGAGGAUUUUGAUCCUGACAACACUGGCUACAUCAGCACUGAGAAGUUUCGCUCCCUUCUGCAGAGACACGGCUCAGAGCUGGACCCCCACAAGCUGGAGGUCCUGCUAGCCCUGGCAGACAGCAACUCUGAGGGGAGGAUCUGCUACCAGGACUUCGUCAACCUGAUGAGCAACAAAAGGUCCAACAGUUUCCGCCAGGCCAUCCUGCAGGGGAACAGGAGGCUGUGCAGCAAGGCCCUGCUGGAGGAGACGGGGCUGAGCCUGUCGCAGAGGCUGAUCCGGCACGUGGCCUACGAGACCCUGCCGCGCGAGAUCGACCGCAAGUGGUACUAUGACAGCUACACGUGCUGCCCCCCGCCCUGGUUCAUGAUCACCAUCACUCUUGUAGAGGUUGCCUUUUUUCUUUACAAUGGAGUGGUCUUAGACAGAUUUGUGCUGCAAGUCAGCCACCCCUUGUACUUGAAGAAUGCAUUACUGUACCAUCCCCAGCUUCGAGCCCAGGCUUGGAGGUACCUAACCUACAUAUUCAUGCAUGCAGGGAUAGAACACCUUGGGCUCAAUGUUGUCCUUCAGCUCUUGGUUGGGGUUCCUCUGGAAAUGGUGCAUGGAGCUGCGAGGAUCAGUUUUGUGUACGUUGCAGGAGUUGUGGCAGGGUCCCUGGCAGUGUCAGUGGCUGACAUGAGGGCGCCGGUGGUGGGCUCCUCUGGAGGUGUGUAUGCUCUUGUCUCUGCUCACCUGGCCAAUAUUGUGAUGAAUUGGUCAGGAAUGAAGUGCCAAUUCAAACUGCUGCGCAUGGCUGUUGCCUUGAUCUGUAUGAGCUUUGAAUUCGGAAGAGCUGUGUGGCUGCGAUUCCACCCCUCUGCUUAUCCCCCAUGCCCCCACCCCAGCUUCAUGGCUCACCUGGGAGGGGUGAUGGUUGGAAUCACCCUUGGUGUCAUCAUCCUGAGGAACUAUGAGCAGAGACUGCAAGAUCAGACUUUAUGGUGGAUCUUCCUUUCUAUUUAUGUCAUUUUUGUUUUGUUUGCCAUCUUCUGGAAUAUUUUUGCCUACGGUCUGUUGGAUCUAAAGCUACCUCCCCCUCCUUGAAAACAUGGGACAGAAAACUGGAGAGCAGAAGUCAUCUGUCAGCUGUGUUAAAUGAAUGAAGAUGGAGGAUCUAUUUUUGUAUUUAACUUAGGGAAGGAUGAUUCUCCUGAACACACGAGUGUGCUGGAGGAGGUGCUUAAAGGUCUCAUGAAAGAAUAGGCCAAUCAGUUUGUUCACAAAUCCAGCAGGUUCUGUAACUGGCUGGCCAUGCCCUGCAGUUUCUGCCCUGCCCCUGGGCACUGACUGCUUGGGUUAUAAUCACACAUCAAUAUUUUCUAUAUUUGUAUUUUCCAGGUCAGUGCUGGAAUUAUGGCCAAUUGUUCAGUGAAUUUCCUCAAUGUUACUGAACACUAAAAGGGGAAAAGAGCAGACAUUUACUAAUUAGAGACUCCAAUGGUACAAGGCAGCUUGAAUCUGGUUUCUUUGGACACAUCUGACUGUUCAGCCAUACCAGUGCCACUGUCUAAUUACUUGAAUGGUUCCCAAGGUAUUUUAGCCUAUGCUGAAACUUGUCUUGCACAACUUUCAAAGGAAUUGGCAGAACUUGAUCACACAAAGU